UAUUCGUUCGCAACUCUCCGCUGUUAAUGCGAAGGAAAAUGAAGGCCGCCAUAUUGUUGUAGCAGCUAAAAGCAGCACCUGGGAACUCGCUUUAAGAGAAGCAACGAAAAAGAAAAAGGGAGAAAGAGUGACUGGUGUUUGCUGCCGUAUUGAGCACCGACUCCAUUUUAGUUUAUUUCCAAUACUCUCAAAGGAACUGUGUGGAGCGUCUGGAGUCAUCAUGAGCGGGGGGACCCCAUACAUCGGCAGUAAAAUCAGCCUCAUUUCAAAGGCCGAGAUUCGUUACGAAGGGAUUUUGUACACGAUCGACACCGAGAAUUCCACUGUCGCGCUCGCGAAAGUUCGCUCUUUUGGUACUGAGGACCGACCAACAGACAGACCCAUUCCUCCUCGAGAUGAAGUAUUUGAAUACAUCAUUUUCCGAGGAAGUGAUAUCAAAGAUCUCACAGUUUGUGAACCGCCAAAACCUCAGUGUUCACUCCCACAGGAUCCAGCAAUUGUACAGUCUUCACUUGGAUCUUCUACCACCUCAUCAUUCCACUCGGUUGGCACUUAUGCUCCCCUCAAUAGAAUGCCUGCUUAUAGCCAGUUUAGCCCUAGCCCUUUAGUGACUCAACAACAGUUUGGAGCUGUGGGUGUAGGUCGCUCAAGUCCCCAGUUAGACCCCUUACGUAAAAGCCCAACUUUGGAGCAGGCAGUACAGACUGCACCUGUGACUGUCCCAGUGCCAUCAGUGCCUGCUGGAAGGAGGAGUCCUGCACCAGCCAGGCCAGCACCAUCAACAAACCAUAAACCCACUGAAAUUCAAGAACAAAGAAGAGCUGAGACCCAGAAGCUGGGAAAAUCUGAAACGGAACCAGUCAGGAAUGAAAAUCGUGAGUCAAGCAAACGUCAGUCAGGUCCCAAUGCAGCUAGACGUGGACGUGGUGGGCACCGCGGAAGAGGUAGAUUUGGUGUUCGAAGAGAUGGUCCAAUGAAGUUUGAGAAAGACUUUGAUUUUGAAAGUGCUAAUGCCCAGUUCAACAAAGAAGAAAUUGACAGAGAGUUCCAGAGUAAAUUAAAGCUGAAAGAUGACAAACCUGAGAAAGCAGAUAAGGCAGUGAAUGGUGAAGAUAAAGGAGAUUCUGGAGUUGAAACACAGAACAGUGAAGGAAAUGCUGAUGAAGAUGACCCACUUGGACCUAACUGUUACUAUGAUAAAUCAAAAUCCUUUUUUGACAACAUCUCAUGUGAUGAUGCAAGAGAGCGAAGGCAAACGUGGGCGGAGGAAAGAAGAAUGAAUGCAGAGACCUUUGGAAUUCCUAUUCGUCAUAAUCGUGGCCGUGGAGGAUUUCGUGGCAGAGGAGGAAUGGGCUUUCGUGGUGGCAGAGGUCGCGGUGGAGGUCGAGGCAGUUUUGGUGCAUCACGUGGCAGUGGUUUUAGAGGUGGUUUCCGAGGAGGUCGUGGUGGGAGAGAAUUCACAGACUUCGAAUACAGGAAGGAUAACAAAGUUGCUGCAUAGUACUUCAAGAAGAUUCUCCAGAAAUGAGUUUAGUUCUUCAUGGUCCAGAGAAUUUUGUUUUAGUUUUCAACUUCUUUGACAAUAUGAAUGAAGCAAUGUAUUUGCUGUAUAUUUGUCACCAGCACUGGGGUAGACUGCUUGAAAGAUAUUAUGCAGUUAGGUUUUUCCUUGCUAUUUUUUUAUGGCAAUCUUUGAAAUGUUAAGGUAUGUGUUUGAAAUAACAGCAGAAGGACAGGUAAAUUUCUUAUGUAUAGAUUCAGAACUACAACAGAACUAUUCAGUAUUUUUUUCAACAAUAUUGAAAGGUUUUUCUUACUGAAAUGUAUUUGAUAAAAUUAAUUAUAAAGAAAUGUAUGCAGAAGGCCGUUGAUACUGUGAUGAAAGUAAUUUGAUCACUGAAAUAGCUUUAUUUUUGGAUAUAUCCUGUAAUGUACCUUAAGAGCGCCAAAUUUCUGUAUAUAGCCGUUGGGGUUCCAAAUACAGUUUUCUAUAACUGACUUUUUUUAUGACAAACUUUAUAGUACCAUAUUUACUUCAAGGACAACUUUUAAUGCCCUACUUUAUUUAUUGAGCCACUUAAACAAAAAUAGCUUGGUUCUCAUAUAUAAGUAGGUUUUGGAGUAAAUUGGUCCAUUCCUCAACGGGGAUAAACAAAUAGCCUGAAAAGGUGCUACAUAGAAAAAGUUAAAUGGGUGAGAGAUAAUAUAUAUACUUCAUAACAAGAAGCAAAAGAAUGUGAAGGUAUACUAUCUGUGGGAACCCCCCUCCAGUUAAGCAAAGAUCAAGUACCUGGUAUUUUGUCUUGUGGCCUUUUUUUUUUUUUUUUUUUCCUUACUCAUUUAAUUUACAAUUUUAAUCCAACCUAUUCUCUGUAGUUUAUUGAAAUGCAAUGCAAGGUUUUGUUUUUUCCAGAAUAGUUGGUCUUCACAUUUUGAAAGGAUAUUAGAAAAUGAAUCAUUCUGUCCUAGCUAUAUUUUUCUUAACUGUCGUUUUUUUCAGCACUUAACAGCUCAAUCAUAGUUUAUAAUAGUGUCAAACAGAUCACUGAACUUAAUUUAGGUCUCAUUUUCUCACUAAACAUAGUGAAAUAUUAAUCUAUACUUAAUUUAUAAAAGAGAUCUGUUGAAUACCUGCAACAAUGGAAUCCUGUGAUUCAAGAAGUUAAGCCAAUGUGUGUGUGUGUGUGUUUUUUUUUUUUUUUUUUUUCCUCCUAUCUGCAAGCAGUAGAAAUACUGGAAUGUCAAAAGGGUCAGUUUUGAGCUUUUAUUAAAUAUUUCAAAACCAAUUUGAAUUAAUAGGAAAUGCACCAAAGUAACAGAUUAUAAUUUAAAGUUGAUUAUGGAUAUUCUAUUCAAAUUUGUUGCUUUCUCUCUAGAUGCUGUCUAAGUUUACUUUGAUUGCCUUGUUCAGUAUAAUGCAACUUACUUUGUGCUAAAACAUGCAAGCUGUUAGCUUUUAAUGUGAUACAAGUGGAAGAAGAAUAGGCUGUAUAUUUUCUUUUUUAAGCCUUUAUUUUCUUUCAAUGUCGCUUGUAUAUGUUUUAAGUUUCUUUAUAGGAUUAAUUUUAAAUGUUAACCUGAAUGGUUUGUUUUCAAUAUUCAAUUAUUUCUACCAAGUUAUCAUUCAACAACAGUGCUGUCACUGCCUUUGUGUUCUAAACGUUUUACCAUGUUAUCCUUUUUGUUGAAUGAAUGGCACAUGCUUAAAAUAUAAUGCAUUUAUCUUCAGGCAGUGGAGAAAACUGUACUGUCAUAUGGUGGUCAGUGGAAACUAUAAUUUCCAGUGUGGGUGUUAAGCCAUUAAAUAUUGUAGGAUGGAAAACUAAAAAUGUCUGUUACCUUUCCAGUAUGUGUCUGGUACUUAAACAUUAUUUAAAUUGGGGUCAGUUGCUUAUGCAGAUUGGUAAUCUUUCUUAUGCGGAUAGUUUUCAAGUACAGUACCCUCUACGGCACAUGACAGGAUGCUUUCCAAAUAAAGGAUAGUUCAGGAAAUCACUAAAAUGUAAAGGUCUUCAGCUAACAGUAAAUUAAAUUAAAAAAAGUACCAAUAGCUUUACUGUUCAGGACAAUACUACAUUAACUUAAUGGGAUCACAGCUACAAAACAAAAAGGUUCCUUCUGCCUUGUAUUUUAGAAUACAGCACUAUGGUGAUUUUUGUCUGUUUAAAAUUUACAUAGAUGUAUUAAGUAGUCAUUCGGUAUUUACUUUAAAGAAGUCCCCUAAUAUUUUAUUAUACCUUGUUGUUAAAAAAAAAAAAAAAAUAGAGGAUAAACAUUGGUGGUCUAGACUACCUGUGAAGAAGGUGUUCACGUCUAUGAAGAGAUUUAUUUAGAAGUGGAUAGAUAUUUGUAGUGUGGUCAUUGGUCAAAGAGGCCACAGAAAUAAAGGGAUCCAAAGAUUUAUUUAAACAAACGAAAUGUUUUUAGUUUGUCUAGUGUAUAUUGAUAUCCUCAUUAUGUUGGAUCAGUAGUAGGAAGAGCAGAGGAUAAUCUAUUGUGGUUGCCUGCACAUUUUAAAUGUGUACUGCUAGUUCAGUAAAUGCAGACUUAACUAGGCAUUUUCUCAAAGCACUACAAGAAAAUUUUCCUUCAUAAGAAGACAAAACUAAAGUGAAAAAAUAGGGCAGCUAGUAGUAAAUAUCCAGUAGUGUAAUAAAAGUAUACAGUUUGGCAGGAGCUUGUAGUAAGCACACAAAAUAAAGCCUGCAUGUUAACAGUCAGUACUUGUGAGGAACCACAAGAAAUCAUGAUACUGAACAACUUUGAGGUUUUCUGGAUAAGAAGCAUUUGCUGUAUUUUUGUCGCAAUAACAAUGUACAAUAUUACUGAAAUAUCCCAUGCUAAUAUAAAAAAAUGUAAAUACCAAAAUGCUGUAUGCUAGUGAGGUAUACAUAUUUUUUUUCUUGUAUUAUAUGGGAUAAUAGCCAGUUUUGUUGGUAUUUUUCAAUCCCAAGAAACUUGACAGCAUGGUGUACUUUGUGUCUCUUGCCAGACAGAGGUUUUUAUUCAAUGCUGCAAAUAAACAGUUGUUCAAA
Molecule: messenger RNA, 4535 nt
Organism: Erpetoichthys calabaricus (reedfish)
Lineage: Eukaryota; Metazoa; Chordata; Cladistia; Polypteriformes; Polypteridae
Product: protein LSM14 homolog A-like
Exons: 9
Coding region: 221-1501 (426 amino acids)
Biological process (GO): P-body assembly; cytoplasmic stress granule assembly
Cellular component (GO): P-body
Molecular function (GO): mRNA binding
Source: RefSeq, a predicted model, not a curated record